Vicia faba (fava bean) is the source of this 1371-nucleotide messenger RNA. NCBI's taxonomy places the organism in Eukaryota, Viridiplantae, Streptophyta, Magnoliopsida, Fabales, Fabaceae. The record is from the annotation of a GenBank genome assembly.
AUGGAGGACGAUAGCGGGCUUGAGCUUAGUUUGGGUUUAUCUUAUGGCGGUUCAUCAUCCAAACCCAAGAGCAAGAAUGGAAGCUCUUCGGAUACUAGGUCAGAAGAAGUUGGUAGAGGUGGCAAGAUGGUUGAUGAUUUUAAGAGCAUGUUUAGUACUGAUCCUCAGAAGCCGGAAUCAAUCACUAGUACCCGAAGGGCUGAUUCCUCGAAGCAUGAAGAGAAUUUCUUUAGUGACCUUUCAAAGGUCAAAGAAGAUAAUGCUUCUUUGAAUUUGAACGGGAGAGGGUUUCUUGUUGGAAGCAGCCAUAAUAAACCUAUUGAAAUUGACGAAAAUAAACGGGCUAGAGCUUCUCAUAUUUCUUUAACAGAAGAUGGCUCGACUGCAGAAAAUGAAGACGUGGCUGAUUCGGAAGCUGAGAACUCUACCUCCAGGCCUCCCUCACACCAUAGUGAUGGUUCCAAAGGAUUUGUUAGAGUUGGCGGUGCUUCUUCCGAUGCUCCAAAAGAUCUCCGUGGAGUCGCUGACUCAAGUGCCAAUGGGCAGAAGAGGUUUACCUCAUCCGCAGAAAAAGAUUUUAAACAUGCAAACAUGACUUAUGGUGCUUCCUUUUCUGCUCAACCAGUGAAUAUGAUGAAUGUACCUUACACUUCGGUAAAAGAUUCAAACUCUGUUGGAGCACCAAGUUCUCAAAUACCUGGAGUGAUGCAUAUGAUGCCGGCUGCAACAGCUGAACGUGCAGGAGGUCAAUCUGUCAGUAAUGGAAACUUGCCAAUGAUGUUUGGACAUCCGUAUGUUCAGCUUCCUAUGUUGGAUAAGGAUAGCUCAUGGGGACGUCCCCAACAGUUUCAUCCUUCCUUUGCUGGGAGAGGUCCAACUAACUCAGCUGCAUUACACCUAAACAAUAUAUCUGAGGGCAUGCCAUAUGAAGGAAGGCCACUAGAACGAGCCAAAAGUGACGGAAAACAGCGUGUCACCGAAGAAGGCUCCUUUUCACAACCUGAAGAUGUGAAAGGAAGCAGCACAAACCUCAGGGGCAAAGAUGCAUCAGAACAGUCGAAAGCAGAAGGUUCAAGCAUUGAUUUUUCUAACAUCAAGCCAGGGCUCGCUGCAGAUGUGAAAUUCGGAGGAUGCGGUGCGUACCCGAAUCUGCCUUGGGUAUCGACCACAAACUCAAACGGGAGAACAAUAUCAGGUGUUACUUACAGGUACAACACUGACAAAAUCAGAAUUGUUUGUGCAUGUCAUGGCUCUCACAUGACCCCUGAGGAUUUCGUUCGCCAUGCAAAUGACGACCAAGCAAACCCAGACGGCAAUGUGGUUUCGGGGACCAUACCAAAUGGUAAUCUUGGUUCCUCUUCUCACAGUUAG